Molecule: messenger RNA, 779 nt
Organism: Betta splendens (Siamese fighting fish)
Lineage: Eukaryota; Metazoa; Chordata; Actinopteri; Anabantiformes; Osphronemidae
Product: troponin I, fast skeletal muscle-like
Exons: 7
Coding region: 168-683 (171 amino acids)
Biological process (GO): muscle contraction
Cellular component (GO): troponin complex
Source: RefSeq, a predicted model, not a curated record
GGCCUGUCCAUUGGCCUGAGCUUCCUGCAUUUCCAUAAACAGGAGAUCCCCAUCCAGGACCUUGUAUAUAUGGAUCCCAGGUUGGUUUCUUCCCACUCCCGCUGGCGACUCCUGCGUCUGCUCGUCUUUCGUCUCGUCGUAGGUUGUGAAGCAAAGAAAAAAACAACAUGUCUGAAAAAAAGAUGACUUCCAGCCGCAGGCAUCAUCUGAAGAGUUUGAUGCUGCAGAUCGCUGCCGGGUGGCUUGAGAAGGAGAAAGGUGAACUUGUGGUGGCUAAGGAGGCAUACAUGGCCGAGCACUGCUCCGCGCCGGACCUCAGCGGAGACCAGAGCGCCCUCAUGGAAACCUGCAAAAAGCUGCACGCGCUCAUCGACAAGGUGGACGAGGAGCGCUACGACCUGGAGAGCAAAGUGGGCAAAGCCGAUAAAGAGAUCGACGACCUGAAGAUGAAGGUCGUGGACCUGGCCGGGGUGAAGAAGCCGGCGCUGAAGAAGGUGCGCAUGUCGGCCGACGCCAUGCUGAAGGCGCUGCUGGGCACCAAGCACACGGUGAACCUGGACCUGAGGGCCAACCUGAAGCAGGUCAAGAAGGAGGUGAAGGAGGAGCCUGCAGAGGCCGUGGGCGACUGGCGCAAGAACAUCGAGGACAAGGUGGACAGGAAGAAGAUGUUCGAGGCCGCCUAGACGACCCGACGCUGCUCUGGAGCACGUUUUACUGCAUUUCUGGAACUUUUCAUUGCAUUUUAAAACCGUCUGUUUCAUUAAAUGUGUCACAUUCUG